AUAAAUCCAUCACUUCUUUGAACGGCUUCAGAACUUAACUCACUCACUGGUUUGAUAACAACAACAAAUUAGAAGCGAAACUUUCACAAUUGGAUUAUAUACCAAAAUCAAACGCAGCGCCGAAACAAAGAACAAGAAACUAAUCAACCAAACAGGUUUUUGCAGUGGAACUUGGGUGUUUUUUCAAAAUUGGUGCUUUAUCAUCUUACAUGUAGUUAUUGUCAUCAUGUCUUCCAAGAGAAACCUUCCAUCAUGGAUGACUUCAAAUGAUGAUGAUGGUCAUGGAAAUUUUGGAAAGAGACCAACUUUGGAUGAAGGUGGUGAGAAAUCCAGUGAAAUUGGGACUUCCAACAAGAAGACCAAAGUUGAAAAUGAAAAUGCUUUCAACAAGCUUAUGGAAGGUGUAGUUUUUGUGCUGUCGGGUUUUGUGAAUCCGGAGCGUGGUAUCCUGAGGUCGCGUGCUAUGGAAAUGGGAGCAGAAUUUAAGCAGGACUGGAACUCUAAUUGCACUCUUUUGGUUUGUGCAUUUCCAAACACUCCCAAGUUUCGACAAGUUGAAGCUGAUUGUGGAACCAUUGUAUCAGAGGAUUGGAUACAAGAGUGUUACAGACAGAGGAAACUCGUUGAAAUUGAUAGUUACCUUAUGCAUGCUGGGAAACCAUGGCGUAAUGGAGGUAGAUCACAUGAAGUCGAUGAAGAACAAAAACCAUCUGUACCCCACAAACCACAAAAGCGUGUUGAAAGAGAGACUUCAGAGGCGACUACUUCCAUAAAAUCAAAGGGAAAAGACACUGACGAUGCUAGGAAAUGCUUUGAACCUUCUGAAGUGAAGAAGUGGGCUCUUGAUGAUUUGAAUAAAACAAUUCAGUGGUUGGAAAGUCAAGAAGAAAAGCCAGAUCCAAAUGAGAUAACAAAAAUAGCUGCAGAAGGGAUUCUGACUUGUUUGCAAGAUGCCAUAUGUUCUAUCGAGGAAAAACAGGACAUUGGGAGAGGAACUGAGGACUGGAAAUUCUUACCUCGAGUUGUUGAGGAGCUUGCAAGAUUGUAUGUUGUGGGAAACAAUAAGGCUUCAAUGUCAAAGGAAGAUAUCCACAAACAAGCACUGGACUGUAAACGUAUUUACGAGGAAGAACUGAAUAGGUUAGAUCAUGAAUUGACAAAGAAAUCUAAGAUAAAUGAAGAACAUAGGAGCAAAAGGGGAAGGACAAAUGAUGCAUCUUCUUCUGGUGCAGUUGAGUAUGAUAGUGAUGAUACAAUCGAGAUGACGGAACAAGAAAUAGACCUUGCAUAUAAGACUUUAUCCUCUAAGACGUGUAACUUGUGAAUGCUGAUUGAACUGGUUUGUUUAGGGAUGAAAAGUUGUUAGUUUGGUUUACACAAUUUUGGUUACUUUUUCCUACGACAAUACACUGCAGAAAAUUCCCAGGUCUAUGAGACUUGCCUCUGUUUAAAAUUAACUUUUUCAUACUAUCUUUGUUAGCCUAA
Molecule: messenger RNA, 1485 nt
Organism: Medicago truncatula (barrel medic)
Lineage: Eukaryota; Viridiplantae; Streptophyta; Magnoliopsida; Fabales; Fabaceae
Product: DNA-repair protein XRCC1
Exons: 8
Coding region: 227-1324 (365 amino acids)
Biological process (GO): base-excision repair; double-strand break repair via nonhomologous end joining; single strand break repair
Molecular function (GO): damaged DNA binding
Source: RefSeq, a predicted model, not a curated record